Trichoderma virens Gv29-8 is the source of this 1299-nucleotide messenger RNA. RefSeq lists its product as uncharacterized. The transcript is spliced from 4 exons. Gene Ontology annotation, biological process: regulation of DNA-templated transcription; chromatin remodeling. Gene Ontology annotation, cellular component: nucleus; chromatin. The coding region runs from base 1 to 1299 and encodes 432 amino acids. NCBI's taxonomy places the organism in Eukaryota, Fungi, Ascomycota, Sordariomycetes, Hypocreales, Hypocreaceae. The record is from RefSeq and is a predicted model, not a curated record.
AUGUCUCCUGAUCCGCCCUCCAAAGAAGUCGUCGCCUCAGAUGGCGCUGCUGCUAAUGGCACCACAAAUACUAGGAAACCAUUUUCGUGGACCCAACCACAUCCCAUCUUCGUCAUCGUUCUAGUUGGUCCCGAUGAGCAGCCGUUUGGUCUUCAGAAAGACUUCCUUUGCGAUCGCUCCGAGUUCUAUCGCAAGCAUUUCGAGGAGAAUGUCACAGAGAAGGCUUUGGAGCACAUAGUGAAGCUCCCAGAUGCGACGCCCGAAGUAUUUGGGCUCGUACAAAGUUUUCUCUACACUGGAAAGAUUACUGACGAGAACACCAAUGUCACUUCCUACGAGUCCCUGGUUGGCCUCUGGAAUCUGGGUCACAAACUCGCCGUCAAGGGGCUAUGUGAGCAUACACUCGAGGCCAUGGUAGAUUGCCGACGAACCACGGGCCGAAUUCCGGCAACACCUCUUCUCAUCCAGGUCUGGCGAGAUACCCCUGAAGGCUCAUCCAUUAGAGUUCUUCUGCUGUCUUGGGCAGCGGAAUACAUGAGAUCUUCAGACGCUCGAGCUGAAUUCGCCAAGUCACUACCCCAAGAGGUUCUCAGUGAGCUUGUAGUCACAAUGAGCUCAUUCGAGACGAUUGUCCCGCCGGCUCCGGUUGCGGCACCAGUGGUGCCUGUAGUCUCUGUCCUCCCCCCCAGUUCCAUUAAAUUACCAAACGCCCCAGUUCCAACAGCGCCUAGGAAGAACGUUCAUUACCUUGACGAGGAGCAUGACGAGGAGACCCUUGGCGCAAAGAAGAAGAAUCGACGAUCUAGUGGAGCGUCAGUUGACGCGGGCGUAUCCCGCAAGCCGCAUCGCAAGUCUGGCUCUUCCCCACCUCCUAAACCACAAAAGAGACGGUCGAGCGCAGCCUUGUUAGAGGGCAAAACAUUUUCGACUCAACAGAAGCUAGACUUCUGUGCUGACUUGUUAAAUAGAAUGCUCUCUGGGCCAGGCUUUUGGACUCGGCUUGUUGGCCCCUUCCGGGAGCCGGUUGACCCAGUGGAAGACGGCGUGCCGGAUUACUUUGACAAAGUCAAGAGGCCAAUGGAUCUCAGCACCGUCAAACAGAAGAUGGACCAGAAACAGUACACAACCGAAGAGGAAUUCCUUAACGACGUGCGACAGAUCUUUGACAACUGUUUCACGUACUGGAAGAAGGGCGACCCAAUGUGGGCGGCCGGCGAGAGGCUCCAACGAACAUUUGAAGAGAAGUACUCUCACAUGAACAAGUGGAUCGCCAAGCUGGGGGGCGAAGAGGGAGAAUAG